GCAGCAGAUCAUAUGCCGUUUGCAUUAUGCAAUCUCUAUUUAGUGUGUUCAGCAUUUGUGAAAGCCACGCUAUGCAAAGUCAAGCAUUCAAGUAGCUAAAUAAGUCAAUUAAGCUAUUUCUUGUGUUGACAACAACAGCAGAAUUAAUCUGUUACUUUUCUUUCGGAAUUUCUUCACCUUAUGUUUAUCUUUUGGGAAGUAUUAUACAACGUAGUUUAUAACUAUUGUUUGCAGACAGAUGGAAGUGAAUAUGAAGAAGGUAGAUUCAAAAAAAUCAAAAUCAUGUUGGUGGGAUGGUCUUCUCAAUCCUUGCAUUUAUGUCAUCCCAUGGUUUGUAAAUGGUAAAAGAUUCUUGGCUGCAGAAAUAGACCAGAGUGUCAAACAAAUAAUGAAAUUGGUGGAAGACAAACAUGAAGAUGCGACAAAAAAUGAUGAAAUACAUUCUCAAAAUAAACCGGAGGUGAUUGUCCAAGUUCAGGAACUCUACCGUAUUUAUCAGUCAUUGGGUGAACGCUAUGAUCAUUUGUCUGGGGAAUUGCGUAAGAGUCUAUCAUCUGAUUGCCAAACACAAGGCCCUGGUAGUGGUUUGGAUCAAAACUCUACACUGAUAACACCCAAUAAAAAACUGGGAAUGUGUAAGUCUAGUCAACAAGCUGUAUCUUUCAGUUCUGGUAGUGGUUGCUCUGAUCACUCCUUGAAGGAAGGCACUGAAUCAUCUUCAUUCUCAUCAGAUUCUGACUCAGAAUCUUUCAGCUCCUCUGUCAACAUCUACUUGAGCCCAGCAGUGGAUGCUGAUAAUGGUUUAGUACGUCACAAAGUUAUUGAGCUAGGAAGUGAGCUCCCAACAGUGAAAGAGGAGCUACAAGUAGAGAAUGCAGAUGGUAAGUUGAAAAUGAAAGAAAACAGAAGUUAUGAAGAAUUGAAUGAAAGACUCAUUAAGUACGAAGAAGAGUUAAGAGAUUCCAACCUAAAACUCCAGCUUGCAGAAGAAGAGAUUUUGAGGUUGAAUACAAGGCUCAAGCAGAGUGAGUCUGUUUCUAUCCUUGCUGAGCACAUGCUCGUUCAACUUGAAUCAUUGCAGAGAGGUAUCCAAAUGAGGGAAGAUGAUCUUGAGUUGGAGAAAAGAAAAGUACUUGAGUUGCAAAAACAGAUAGUUGAGCUGGUAGCUCAUGUUUCAGACUCCAACUCUGAAUUUGUGAGGUUGAUGGAGGAGCUUGCUGUAAGUAAAGAAAAGAUCAAGGCAUCAGACGAAGAGAUUGCAAUGUUUAAGCAACAACUUGACAUAGAGAGGAGGCAGGUUGUGAAGCUGCAGGAGCAAAUUGUGAGGUACAGCAAUGAUCUAUCUAAUCGUGGUCGUAAGGUUGAGGAAUUAAAGGUUACAUUAAGUUUUCAGUGUGAAAUUUUUGGCCUGUUAAAAAAAGAGACCCUCUUAGAGGCAAGACUCAAAGAAUGGGAACUACAUGGAACACCAUUGGAGGAAAAAAUAAGGCAAUGUGAAGCCGAAAAAUUGGAAAUCAAAGGUUUGUACGAUGUUCACAAGAUCGGGUUGCAAGGUCAGAUCAGUCAGUUGAAGGCAGAACUGGGUGAGAAAGGAGUGCAUUUAGAAACGCUGAAUAAGAACCUUGACGGACUGAAAUUGAAAUAUGAUAUGCUUAUGGCAGAUAGAGAUGGAGUAAUUGCGUAGGUAAAUACUCUUGUAGCUGAGAUUACUUCUCGAGAUUUGCAGAUUGGGCAAAUGGAAGAGCAUCUACAGCAAUUAAGCAGGGAACAUCUACAGCUGAUUUCCGAAUCGAAACAUGCGAAGAAUCUAGAAGAUGAAUUGAAAUUGAGAAUAAAGGACCUUGAGAAGGAAGUUGAUAGGCAGAGAAUCUUGAUAUUAGAUAUGGCUGAGGAGAAAAGAGAGGUGAUACGACAGCUUUCUUUCACACGGGAGCACUAUAGGAGAGGUUAUAAAGAAUUUAGGGCCUUUUUCAAGCACAAACGGCAUGCAGUUAUGGCUUGGCAUGCAGUUAUGGCUUCAUGA
This is a messenger RNA of Durio zibethinus, 2023 nucleotides long. NCBI's taxonomy places the organism in Eukaryota, Viridiplantae, Streptophyta, Magnoliopsida, Malvales, Malvaceae. The record is from RefSeq and is a predicted model, not a curated record.